AGGGUAAUGUCUUGAUUGAUCACGUAUGGUCGACUUCCCACACGGCCACACAAACGCACACGAGCAGAAAGGAAAUUCCCAGAAACUCCACAACUUUCCCGGAAAUCGGAAUUUAGGGUUUCUACCGCUCCUCUCUUGCGCAACAUUUCACAAAUUUCUGAGGAAGCGCUUCAGAAUCACAAAAACCCUUGAAGAAGGGAGGCUAGUAAGUGAAAGAUAUAAGAAAUGGAUGAGACGGAGGGAGGCGAUUUUCAUCGAAACGAGGCGAUCUCGGCGGUGGCCGACGACGGGUUCCUUGGAGAGGAGGACGACGACUAUGAGGACCUCUACAACGACGUGAAUGUUGGCGAGGGCUUCUUGCAAUCCUUAUCUCGCAAGAACCAGGCCCCUGACGUGGCCUACCAAGAUGAUGCCGCUGCUGCCAGUACCAAUAACGGGAACAACAAUGGCGGCAGCAGAAACGACGUGGAAGAGAGCAAGGAUGCUUAUCCCCAGGUUGAACCGAUUCCAGGUACUUCUCAAGUAUCUUUAUCAGGUGUUGCUGGUGAAAGUAGUGUUUCUAGGGUUGCUGGUUAUGAAAGUCAGGGGUAUAAGGGGCCAUCUUAUUUGGGCCCAGCUGGAUCGGGAGGGAUUAGGGUUGAAUUGGGGCAAGGUUCUAGUAAAGUAAGCGAGGUUGAGAAUCAAAGUGCUAAUAUUAAUAAUAUUAUUAUUAACACCAUUAGCGUUAACAACAGUAGUGUGGCUAUGCAUCAACAGCAAGAGCCACAACAGGUGCCACCGCAUCCUGCUCCUGUGGGGAAUAUAGGGACUCUAGUCAAUGAUAAUGUGAAUAGAAACAUGAAUGUUGCUGUUGGUGGUGCUGGAAAUUCUGCUCAUAAUGUUGGUGGUGUGGGUGGGGGUGGAGGUGGUGGCACAAUCUUAUUUGUCGGGGAUUUGCAUUGGUGGACGACAGAUGCGGAGCUUGAGGCAGAGUUGGUGAAGUAUGGGUCUGUGAAGGAAGUGAAAUUUUUUGAUGAGAAGGCAAGUGGGAAAUCAAAAGGUUAUUGCCAGGUGGAGUUUUAUGAUCCGGCUGCAGCCACGGCUUGCAAGGAGGGUAUGAAUGGGCAACUUUUUAAUGGGCGGCCCUGUGUGGUGGCUUUUGCUUCACCUUAUACUGUUAAGAGGAUGGGAGAGGCCCAGGUCAACAGGAAUCAGCAGGGGGUUGCGCCUGCUAGAAGGGGGCCUAAUGAUGCUGGGGGAAAGGGUGGUCCAGGUGCUGGUCCUAGUGCUGGUGGGAAUAAUAUGGCAGGUGGUGGGCCUGGUGGCAAUUAUCAAGGUGGUGAUGGUAAUAGAGGGUAUGGUAGAGGAAAUUGGGGGAGGGGUAAUGCACAGGGAAUGGGAAGUAGGGGACCUGGUCCAAUGAGGAAUAGGCCUGGUGGGAUGGGUGGUAGAGGUUUAAUGGGCAACGGUGGAAAUGGGUUUGGCCAAGGCAUUGGUGCAGCUUCUCCAAUGUUGCACCCUCAGUCAAUGAUGGGACAGGGUUUUGAUCCUGCAUUUGGUGGGCCAAUGGGGAGAAUGGGAAGUUAUGGAGGCUUUCCUGGAGCUCCUACACCUCCAUUUUCUGGUGUUUUAUCUUCAUUUCCGCCUGUGGGAGGUAUGGGUUUUCCUGGUGUGGCUCCUCAUGUGAAUCCAGCCUUUUUUGGCAGAGGGAUGCCUAUGAAUGGAAUGGGGAUGAUGCCGUCUGGUGGUGUUGAUGGGCCUAAUAUGGGAAUGUGGGCAGAUCCUAGUAUGGGUGGAUGGGGUGGUGAAGAGCAUGGUGGUGGAAGAGCAGGUGAGUCUAGUUAUGGAGAGGAAGCUGUGUCCGACCAUCAAUACGGUGAGGUGAGUCAUGACAGAGGAGGCUGGCAAAAUCCUGGGAAGGACAAAGAUAGGGCUUCGGAGAGGGACUGGUCUGGUUCUUCCGAUAGAAGGUAUCGUGAUGAUAGAGAUACUGGAUAUGAAAGAGAUUUGCCUAGAGAAAAGGAUACGGGUGGUCAAGACCACGAAUGGUCAGAAAGAAGGCAUCGUGAUGACAGAGAUGUUGUUAAAGAACGAGACAGAGAUCGUGAAAGGGAUCGAGAACAUUCUCGUGAUCGUGAUCGAGAGCGUGACAGGGAUCGUGAUCGUGAAAGGGAACGUGAUCGAUACAAGGAUGACAGAGAUAGAUAUGUCGAUCAUCAUAGAUACAGAGACCGGGAAGUGGAGCAUGAUGAUGAAUGGGACAGGGGAAGGUCAUCGAGAACUCACAGCAAGUCACGGUUGUCGCAUGAUGAGGAACAUAGGUCAAGAUCUAGGGAUGCUGAUUAUGGGAAGAGGCGAAGGCUUACCUCAGACUGACCAUAGCAUGUUUCUUAUUUUGGAACUCUAAUGUGAUCAAAGAAGUUGGGAAGUUUUCAAACUUCAUUUUCUCAUGAUCACUUGGGGGCUAUCUUCUGAGUGGUGUUCUUUUGGUCGCUGAUUCUUGGACAGCUAUCUUGAGUUCAUGCCCUUCCAUUGCAUCUUUCAUGGGAGCUUGUUUCAUCCUCACAUGAAAGAACUUAAAGGACAUUUGAUCUUUGAGAAUGGAAGCUGUUCAUCAGAGCUAGAGUUUCCCCUGGGUAUGGAAGAGGAUGCCAAGCUUCUUUGUUGAAGACACAUCGCCAGCAUUGAUGUAGAAGUUUUACUUUUGGUUUUCAGUUUCUAGCUUUCCUUUCCAUUUGAUGUUUUAUUUAGUUGGAACUUGAUUAAAUCAAUGUUGUGGAUGAUGCUAUGGCUUGGAAUUGCUGACGUUGAGCUGUACUAGAUUGUUUUAGAACUUACUGUUUGAAUGAUGUAGUUGGAUUUAGCCUAGAUGAUGUUAUAACGUGUCUGUUCUCUUUC
Molecule: messenger RNA, 2877 nt
Organism: Tripterygium wilfordii
Lineage: Eukaryota; Viridiplantae; Streptophyta; Magnoliopsida; Celastrales; Celastraceae
Exons: 3
Coding region: 226-2355 (709 amino acids)
Biological process (GO): mRNA alternative polyadenylation
Cellular component (GO): mRNA cleavage and polyadenylation specificity factor complex
Molecular function (GO): mRNA binding
Source: RefSeq, a predicted model, not a curated record